Styela clava is the source of this 6607-nucleotide messenger RNA. RefSeq lists its product as uncharacterized. Lineage: Eukaryota; Metazoa; Chordata; Ascidiacea; Stolidobranchia; Styelidae. The record is from RefSeq and is a predicted model, not a curated record. Gene Ontology annotation, molecular function: RNA polymerase II transcription regulatory region sequence-specific DNA binding; DNA-binding transcription factor activity, RNA polymerase II-specific. Gene Ontology annotation, biological process: regulation of transcription by RNA polymerase II.
AUGAGCUCAAGAUAGCAGGCUAGUGAAGGAAGCGCGUUUCGCCCUUUUUGUACAUUAUCAGAGCAGGACUCUCCCCGCAUAGAUUUAAGUUCAGUGGCUGGUACACUGACAGCGGGUAUCAUCAUUCGAACUACAUUUUCUACUUCUACAUUUGAAAGAAGAACAUUAUUGUCAAUCGUCUGAGACGAAUAUUAUCAACGGCUGGCCGAAAACUUAUAAAGUUGUAAAUCAACCCUCAAGCCGAUUUUUUACUCAUUCAAGAAAAACUUUAUUUUCAAGACCCGGCGUCUUGUUUUUGUCGACCUGGUUGUCGUAUUUUACCCGAUUUUCGAAUAAGCUGAAAUUUCUACUGUGAAACGUAGCAGCGAAAACGACCAAAGAUUAUUUUCAACUCCGAACACUGCCAAUUAAAAAAGAAAGUUAUGUCGCUACAAUUCAGCAUUGACAACAUUCUGGCCAAGCAGGCCCCAACCAUAGUGAACCCGGAUCCAGUCGUCCAUGCUGCGACCACUGCACCCAUGGCUCCAUACUUGCGUGCCACUCUGACAGCUGCCGCCGCCGCUGCCUGCGCGCCUUAUCAAAGUUCAGCAGCCGCUGCAGCCUGCUAUUCCUACUUAUAUCCUUACACAGCAGGAUUGUACUCCUCAAAUGUUGUACCUGCAACUUUCCUCUCCCCGUACGCUUUUGCCGCGGCCGCAGCCGCCGCCACCGGAAGCCACGUUGCUCCUUCUGGAGUUGGACCUCUGCCAGCUGGCCCGCCGGGAUUUUUCUACCGACUUCCGGCCAAACGCAAGCGCCGUCAUCGCACAAUCUUUACCGAAGAGCAACUGGAAUCCCUCGAAAACAUGUUUCAGAAAACCCAUUACCCCGAUGUGGUCAUGAGGGAACAAUUGGCUGAAAAAGUGGAUUUGAAAGAGGAACGAGUUGAGGUUUGGUUCAAAAACCGUCGUGCAAAAUGGCGCAAGCAGAAACGCGAGCGGGAAUUGAUGUCAGCAGAAACAGCCAGCAGUGGAUCUGCCGCUAAUGAUCAUCCACCUUCCAGUCCGGAAGAUGCAGAAAAGAGGUGUCAUUCACCCUCCAGUCGAUCCGACAACAGCGUUAGUCCCGGACCACGCUACAACACCCCGAGUAGCGUUUGCAGCGCCGACGAGUUGGAAUACUUGGCACAUGGCCAUACUGGUAGAUCCGUCAUCGUAUCUGCGCCCGAACUUCGCGUCGCAGAAUAGACGAGCAGAGGAGAAAGAUAAAAGAAGAUAGAAGGCAGGAGGAAAUGAAACAAAGAGUGAGAAGAUGGUGCAAAUUGUGACUUGCUCGAAACAGGACCAAAUUAAAUUAUCACUAUUACGUUAUAGCGUUUCCAAAUUUUAGACCUCGCAAAAAUGAUCGAACAAUAACUGCUUCCUUGCUAGUAUAACUAUUGUAAUUCAAAGCUACAUAUUAUGUGAGGCACUGAGAUUUAAAAAGUUCAAAACAGAAUGAUAUCUCGCAUUCCCCAAUUGCCAAAAUUAUCGUUUUCCCAAUUUGCGUUGUUUUUUCGCUCUUUUCAUUGUAAAUAGCUCGCAUACUGCCACUUCGUCGAUCCCUUAUUUGUAUUUUGUCCUGUUCGCGUUACUUUCCAUGUGUCGUACACUUUGGGGUCGGCGAUUCCACUCACCAUAACUCUGUAACCUUUUAUCCCAUUAGCAUUGUCUAUACGCAAGUCGUAAGGCACAAUAUUAAUACUUAUUAUGAUAUUUUUUUCUUUUGUCCCACCGGCAUUGAUUGUCGCGUUUUUUAUCCCUUUUUUACAAAUUAUAUAGAACUCCCCUCUGGAAGGGUAAAAUUGCUCCCGCGUCCGGGCCGACGCAUUUUUUUUUACUUUUUGAUGUAUAUAUGUUGUGUGUAUACCCGUAUACUAACCCAGCAUAGAAUGGCCAUAUAGUGAUAAUAUGUGAAGUAAUUGUUCAUCCAUUUUGAAGGUAUGUGUUUUGUGUUAUAAGAAGUGAUUAGUGGAGUUACACCUGUUGCCAUUGGGAGCAAACUUUUUAUCCACAUAUGACGGCCUCGUUUUUAAUGUACGUAUAGUUCAUUAUUACAUCACAAGUGCUUUGCACGCUAUAUUCGGAUUAGCACCAGGCAUUAGCAUAAGCCACAGGGUCUGGUUACUUGAAAUUUUUUUUAUAUUUUUUGACCCCUUGCUGAACGUCUACGUCAUAUUCCUUUGAAUAACCGAUCGCUUCAAGGUUUGAAGUAUAAAAUUUUGGUCUGGGGUUAAGAAUUUUCUUCGUAAUGGGUGAAAAUUGAUAUCAGUGACCCGUGUUGAUGCGAUACUCGUUUUACCUAAUGACAGUAUUAACGUCUUUGUUGGUAUCAGCGGUCUUGGCCGUUUUUCAGUUGAUAAUCCGACACCGAAACAUUCCACGCUUUAUCUCAUCACAUUUCUUCAAUUAAUUAAAACUAAGAAGAAGUUUUUGCGUGACAACAAAAUAGGAUUAGUCUAAUACCGGAUGUACCAAAAAUCGCUUGACUUGCUAUCUAAAAUAAACUCGUAAAAUCAGCUUUACUUUGUUUAUUUUAAUGAAUUUAGGCGAAACCCAGUAGAAAUACCUCGAAAUUAGCUUCCAUGUAAAGUUGUGUUUUGGUUGCCGGAAUAAAAUCGCACUCCAGCGAACUCGAUUUGGAAUUUCCAUUACUAUCAAGCGAUAAACCUUCCCGCAGAUUUGUUUUGUAAAUCACAGUUAGCCAGGCCCAAAACGUGUUAAAAUGUCUUCCGCGUGCUGUCUGUAUUUUUGGCCCUCGCUCGACUUGGGUUCUAGCUAUUUCAAUGUGAGAAAAUUUUCAUGGUUAAUCGCGAAAGCGUAAUCGAGCGAAUAAACAAGUUUCCUUAGGCCGGAAUAAAGUUAUGGGCGUUCCUUUUAUAAAUAAACUCGAAGAAAAUUUCACAAAGAGACCAGACUAUUCCGUGGUUUUGGUUACCGCUAACUUUGCGAGGACUGGGAUUAAGUGUAGCGAACAAAAGCCGUAUUGUGCGUAAUCUCCUCUAAAAUGUGUGACGAUUAUUGGCUAGCCAUCUCGCGCGCUUAUUCACGCGGAAUGCAACGUUGAAAACCAUACUGGAAAUCUCUCAAUUCUCAACGGCGCAAGAAAAUACUGGUUGUAACCGGUUCUCAAACCGCCCUGUUUAUUCGUUAAGUCGCUCGAUCAAGUAAACUAUUUGGCACAGGUAGCUGCACUCUUUAAACAUUCAAGUUUGAUAAAUGCGAUAUAGCGCUAUGUUUAUUAAAUUUAUAUUGCGCAUUAUAAAAAAUGCAUAAUGAUAUUGUACGGCACAUCCUUUUACAAAUUUUUGAUUCUCCCAUAGGUAAUUUGUAAGUAAUAAGUACUUGCCUACUUAUCACAUGAUAUAUUUUAGUUGACGAUUGAGGCCUCCAAUUAAAUUAAAACAUAGCGAGCAUAAAGGUUAUCAACCAAAAGGCCAUCCAAGUUUAUGCAUCACAUAUCGGAAGCUGUAAUCACUUAUAAAAGACAUAAUAAUCCACAGAGGGGGAAGCUUGGCUACAAAUUGCAUUAGCCAAACAAACAGAUUACUUCACACUUUAGAAGCGCACUGACACUAUUAAAUUAUUAAGUUUUAUAUUUCGAAGAUGACGCUUUUUGAUCCAAUCAUCUAAACCCCAUGGGCAUAUUUAUUCUAUCUGUGCGUGGGAGAGGAUACGCCAUGUUAUAAUGUCGACAACGGGCGUAAUUCGAUAUUUUAUUAACUUAUUAAAUUUGUUGAAAGUUUUAUUCAUGGCAGCGCGGUCAACUUGGACGUGUUACAGCACUAGCUGUUAAGAAAAUCAGUAAAUUGUUUAUACUUGAACGGUUAUUCAUGAUAAUAUAUUAAACAAACGACUUUUAAAAUUGGAUUUAAACUUCAGUUUCUAAGUAGAAAAUCAUUUUCGAUGUUUUUCAUCGAGUGUGUCUGAUAUCGGAUGAUGUUCUCUUUUUGGAAUGAUAAGUGGUGAUUUUCGUGAUACAAGUUUUUGAUGACUUAUUUACUGUCUCGUCAAGUCAGAAAGUAAUUUUAAAUCCACGCCCUUUGAGCAUAGACUAGUUUCCAUGUAACAUAUUUAAAAGCAGGCUAAUGACAGAUAAAAUCCUCGAAAACCGUUCGCGUAUCUUCACAGUUAUCAUUUUGUUUCUUUAUGUUAUUUCACGCGAAAUAAACAAACAAGAUAUUUCAUUUCUCCUCUGGGGAGAAAAGUCAACGUUAGUCCAAUCAUCGGCUUUACUUAAUUCCUUCGCAGCUAAGCUUAACUGAACCACAAAAUAUUUUAAAACGUACUGUCGAUCAAAUCGGUGGCCAAUAUAGAAGUCUUCGUUUGAUUUGCUUGUACGGAUCGAAAUAUACACAAGGUUCUAAUCAGCUAAUGUUGAGUUAACGGAGUGCACUACCAAAACACAACUAAUUUAGUGUCGGAUAAUUUAACGAUAUAAACUUUAUUUUACGUUUACUCGGAGUUUAUACUUAAAGCUUAUUAAAAACGCUUCGUUUCGCGCUGUUGGAUACAAGGGGUUAGCCAGCCGUCGACCCUCCGAUCCCAUUUCGCUUGCUCAUCACGCGAGCAUAGGCGAUGAGCCGUAAAAAUUGCCUUCUCGCUCGCAACGGCACAGCCCGCAGCUUAGUAGAACGCAAAACAUUUUGAACUUCUUCAAUUUUAGUGCGCUUGUUAGACAAAGAGAAUCGAAGCGCUUCUAAAAUUCAAAUGGUUUCGGUAAACAAAUUGGAUUCUGAUUAGUACAAUAAUACCAAAUAAAAACGGUAUUUUGAAUGUUAAAAUAGACAUCUGGAUGAUAGUCGGUUUUCAUACAUGAGCAGUCCUUGCAAUAGAACUUGAUAAACAACAGCAACACAGACCCUUUGUAGUAAAUUUCCCACGUAGACAUCAAACGCAUCAAAGUCAAUAACAGUGGAGAAAAUUAUUAGUCACAAACAAUAUAAAUGAUCUAAUAAACUAAAAAUAGUUGCGAACAACAGUUGCUUUAAGAUAAAUCCAUUUGAGUAUAAAAUGACCCGGAAACCGACCGAGUAUCGCAUUUGCAUUGAGAAGGUAUCGAAUUUUCACCCAUUCCUGGUAUCCCAUUUCGGACCCACUAUCAAUACCCCCUGUCCAGUUUGAGUACUUCUUUAUUUUUUGUUAUCAACAUAUCCAUCUCGAUUUUCGUACGGUUUCUACCAUUCAAGCCAUUGAAAUUUUAUCAUUAUCCCAAAGAACAGUUUUUGAUUUCUAGAAAGAAACAAUCAAAAGUCACUAUUUUUCUCAUUAGUAUUACCACACGUUUCCAUGAAAAUACUAUCUGCGUUAACUGCGUAAUUUAGUUUAUUAAAAUAGGUUAUAAUGCUCCAAAACUGUUUAUGACGAAAUAAACUCGACGAAGAGCUCACAUUUCAUUGGUCGAAAAAACCUCCAAAAGUAAUUUUCAAAAUAUCAGACCGAUUUAAAUGGAAUUUAUAAUAAUAAUUGUGAUAUUUUGAUUCAAAUCAAUAAUCAGAAAAAAAGUAUCCAGAGAGGCCAGCUUGGUGAAAAAGGGUCGUUGAUAAUAAAUAUACGUAUGCAUGCGUCGAAUGGUAGAUGGAUAUUUUGAAUGGUUUAAAUACUUUUUUGCUUAUUUCAUUUUAUCAGUUAUUUCUGUGAAUGUUCCAAUAUCUUAUUAAUGAUACUAAAAUUCAUCGCUACCAAAAUCAUAUUUCUAAGCUGUUAUAAAUUGUACAUCUAAGUGAAAUUUUCUGAUAUUAGUGUCUGCCUAAUAUCAGUGUAAUUUUAUUUAAUUGUACAAAUUUUCUAACAGUCGUAAUUAUUGUAAUAAGUUUCAUUUUCACGCAUUCAUUUUACACGUUGGUUUAAGUUGCCGCUAUUAGCCUAAGCAUCAGUAUGAACAAAAAAAAAAUUCAAUAUUUUCAGAAUGUUUGGUUCCUAGUUUGCAUAUUUCUCUAAAGCAGAUUUAGCUCUGGUGUUAUAGCGACUAUUUAAAUCAACUUGCUUGCUUUGUAUAAAAUGUGUAUCGCGUAUCAUCCUACCUUCUCUAUUUUCAUACAUCCGUUAUGAAUUGUUCCAAUUUUUCGGGUUUAAGAGAAACUAAGUGUAAAGUUACACUUUGUUUCACAGGCAUCAAUUCGUAUUUUUAUAUACUCAAUUUGUAUAAUUUUGUUUUUGAACGUAACAAAUGAUACCGGGUAUCAUCAUAGAAUAAUAAAAAUAAUUUUAUUUGCUGGCCAAAUCACUAUUUAAAUUAUAUAGUGCUGCUACGUCAUUUGAAAUGACACCAUUUUGUAAUUUUGUCUGCCAGUCAGCCAUUGUGAAACCACUAAAAUAUUUCAUGUAUAACAAUUUAUAUUUCGUUUUCUAUUUGGAUGGAGCAUCCCCGUUAAGGAAUCUGUCUUACUUGAUCCCUAUUUCUUGCCCGAACGAAAAAGUUUCUCAACUAAUGCUUUGUUGUUGUUUGAUAUUGUUGGUAUAAUUUGAUUUGUUCAUGCUAUUACUGCCUGUCAUUUUGUUUAUUCUACAAUUAAUCAAGAUCUCAUUAUUAUCGUCAUUUAAUUUUGAUUGGAUAUUCUAACAACGAAUAAAAUAAAUCAACGGUUUCA